Messenger RNA from Bombina bombina (fire-bellied toad), 1234 nucleotides. RefSeq lists its product as uncharacterized. Lineage: Eukaryota; Metazoa; Chordata; Amphibia; Anura; Bombinatoridae. Gene Ontology annotation, molecular function: oxidoreductase activity. The record is from RefSeq and is a predicted model, not a curated record.
GCAUGGAGAUAUCUGAACCCUCCCGCAGUGUCACCCUUAACAAUGGAGUAAUUAUGCCCCUUGUGGGUCUAGGAACUUUCCGUCUCCGUGGAUAUCAAAAUCUCUUUCCGGUUGUGGAUGCUGCCCUGGCUUGCGGUUACCGUUCUUUUGACACUGCCACCGUUUAUCGCAAUGAAGCAGAUCUGGGCCGUGCUUUAAAAGAACUUCUUCCCCGUCACAAACUAAGUCGUUCAGACAUCUUCAUUACCAGCAAGUUGGCACCUACUGACUUGGGCAAGGGGGCACGGGAGGCCUGUCUACGGAGUUUAGCAGAAUUAGGUUGUGAAUACCUAGAUCUUUAUUUAAUACAUUGGCCUGGCAAACAGGGAUGCCGUAGCGAAGAUACUCGUAAUGUUCAGGCUAGAGAUGAAAGCUGGAAAGCUAUGGAGGAUCUCUAUCAGGAAGGCUUGAUCAAGGCAUUGGGGGUAUCUAACUACACCGAGACACACUUGACACAAUUGCUGUCAUCAUGCAAAGUCCCUCCAGCUGUGUUACAAGUAGAAUUCCACCCACGGCUGCCGCAAACCUCUCUUGUACACUGGUGUAAGGAACACAAUGUCCAUCUGCAGGCCUACUCUUCUCUAGGCUGUGGGGCUUUGUUGACAAGGGAGGAGGUAAAAAAGGUGGCAAACGCCAUGGGCACACCGUCCCAGGUGUUGCUUAAUUGGGCCCUUGUGCAAGGUGUUGGCGUCAUCCCCAAGACUUCCAGUCCAGAGAGGUUGAAAGAGAACUUCAGAGUGUGGAAUUUCCAGCUGAGUAAGGAAGAGAUACUGGAAUUAAUGAGCGAUGGCAAAGAGGAGAGAUAUUGUUGGGAUCCUACAGGAGAGGCUUAAAGGGGAAGUACAGUCAGAGCAAGCCAUUUUAAACAACUUUAUAAUUUAGUUACUUUAUCCAUUUUCUUUAUUCUUUUGGUAUCAUUUGUUGAACAGAAUACCUAGGUAGGCUCAGGAUCUGUGAUGCACUGCUGGGCACUAGCGGAACACAGUUGAACCAAUUACAAGAGGCUCGUGUGUAGUCUGAGCCUACCUGGGUUUGCUAUUCAACAAUGGAUACCAAAAGAACAAAGCACAUUUGCUAAUAGAAGUAAAAGUUAUUUAAAAGUGCAUGUUCUGCUCUGACGCGUGAAUGUUUAUUUUUUAAUUUACUGCCCCUUUUAAAGGAAAAUUAAAGUCAGGUUUUAUAUUUAAAAAAAAAC